Molecule: messenger RNA, 9603 nt
Organism: Centruroides sculpturatus (bark scorpion)
Lineage: Eukaryota; Metazoa; Arthropoda; Arachnida; Scorpiones; Buthidae
Product: A disintegrin and metalloproteinase with thrombospondin motifs 9-like
Exons: 51
Coding region: 236-8389 (2717 amino acids)
Biological process (GO): proteolysis; extracellular matrix organization
Cellular component (GO): extracellular matrix
Molecular function (GO): metalloendopeptidase activity; zinc ion binding
Source: RefSeq, a predicted model, not a curated record
GCUGUAACGCUCGUAGUGUUGGGGCAUGUGCCGACUGCACUUGCCUAGUGGCGUGAGUUCGGCAGCUAUAGGCUGAGCGUCCCUCGCUCUAAGCCGGGGAGUGAUAGGGAGGGCAAGUUAGAGGAGUUUAGCGGAAGAAAAAAAGAAAAAAAUAAUAAUAAUAAAAAAGGAAGAGCACACUGCCGCACGUGGAAUAUGAUCGAGUCGAACAGUACCCAACCGUCCCUUUAAGUCCAUGUUUACUGUCAGUGAAAUCAUGCUGUGGUAUCGUUGUUUUUUGUUUUUUAUACUGCAUAUAUACUCAUUAACGUCGGCAGAUUGGGAUAGAUCACGUCUGAAGGAUCCGCAAGAUGCUGGUCUCCGUCAAGAAAAGGUGUUUCCCGUUCUGCUGGACUCUAACGGUAAUCCUACAGAUAAGUGGGACCUAGAAAACACAACGAAAAGGUUCAAGUUCAAGGCGUUCAAUUUCCUUUUCUUCAUUGAAUUAGAACCAAGCAGCGAAUUUCUUUCCCCACAUUUUCAUAUGACUACGUUAGAAUCUUGGGGAAAGAAUGCCACUUGCAGGACUCAUUAUCCUAAAGACAAUUGUUAUUUUAAAGGAAAGUUUGUCGACGAAGACGAUUCCAUAGUUUCUCUUAGCCUGUGCCAAGGAAUGUUAGGCUUCCUGCACGCUUCACAUGGCGAUUAUGUCAUCGAACCCAUCGAUCCAUCAUCGUCGAAACGGCCUCAUCUAAUCACCAACGUAGGAAGAGAUUUAAGAAAAUCCACUCGGAGUUGUGACGAGGAUGAAUCAUUUGACUUCACAAAAUUAAAUAGGACAAGGCAGAAUAGACGUUUUCAUAGAAGAAGAAGAUCUGUAUCUGUGGAAAGGCAUUUAGAAGUUAUGGUGGUGGCAGAUAGUAAAAUGGCAAAUUAUCACAAAAGCAAUCUUAGGCAUUAUAUUUUGACGCUGAUGUCUACGGUUGCUCUCAUUUACAAGCAUCCAAGUAUAGGAAAUGACAUUAAUAUUGCUGUAGUCAAGCUACUGAUCAUGAAUGAAUCUCAGGACAGAGAGAUUAUUUAUCCAAGUGCAUCAAAAACCUUGCGUAAUUUUUGCAACUGGCAGCAGCUAUAUAAUGAUUAUAAUGAUUCCAGCCCACGUCAUCAUGACACUGCCGUUUUGCUCACCAGAGAAGACUUGUGCAGGCUACCAAAAACAUGUGAAACUUUAGGUCUAGCUCAGUCUGGAAUGGUAUGCGAUCCCUCCAGCAGUUGCGCUAUUGUUGAAGAUAAUGGACUGAGUGCAGCUUUCACCAUUGCUCAUGAAUUGGGACAUGUGUUAAGUAUUCCUCACGAUGACGAUCAUAAAUGUGCUCGGUUUAAUGAUGAAGGACAGAGAUUGCAUGUGAUGGCAAGGAUGUUAGAUUACAAUAGUCAUCCGUGGAGUUGGUCAAUGUGCAGCCGUCAUUAUAUUACAGCUUAUUUAGAUGCUGGAUUUGGACAAUGUAUGCUAGAUAAACCUACUAUUGACAAGCUUCAAUCUGAAGAACAUGCCAAUAAUCAGCCAGGACAAUCAUAUGAUAUGGAUAAUCAGUGUGAAUUAGUAUUUGGUAAAGGGUCAAAAAUAUGUCCUUAUAUGCCUGUCUGUAAACGUUUAUGGUGUACAAUGGAAGAUGUUACUCAGGGUGGUUGUAGAACACAGCAUAUGCCUUGGGCUGAUGGCACAAUAUGUGGUAAAGAGAAGUGGUGUCAACAAGGUGAAUGUGUGCGAAUGGAAUCUUCUCAAUAUCCAGUAGAUGGACAGUGGGGUAAAUGGCACAACUUCGGACCGUGUUCUCGUACCUGUGGUGGUGGUGUAAAGCGUGCCGAGAGAUUUUGUGAUAACCCAGCACCUGCUCGAGGAGGUAAAUACUGUAUGGGAAAGCGUGUAAAAUAUAGAUCUUGUCACACUCAGCCUUGUCCACACGGAUCUCAAGAAUUUAGAGAAGAGCAGUGUGCCGCAUUCAAUGGAAAAACAUUUAAUCUUCCUGGUUUAUAUUCAAAUGUAAAAUGGGUACCACAGUAUGCAGGAAUUGAUCCUCAAGAAUCGUGUAAGUUAUACUGUAGAGCUGUUGGUACAUCUGCUUACUUUGUCUUGAAAGACAAAGUGAUAGAUGGUACACCAUGCAGUCCAGAUACAUCAGAUGUGUGUGUCAACGGUAAAUGUUUACCAGCUGGUUGUGAUCAUAGACUUGAUUCCAAUAAAAAAUUUGACAUGUGUGGAAUAUGUGGAGGUGAUAAUUCUACUUGUAGAGUUGUAGCCGGUCAUUUCAAUAAUGUUGAAUAUGGUUAUAAUCAUAUUGUAUUAAUUCCUGCUGGGGCCAGUAAUCUAGACAUUCGACAAUUUGGUUAUCAAAAUUCUAAUGAUGAUAAUUAUUUAGCCUUAAGGGACAGUAAUGGAAAAUAUAUUUUAAAUGGAGAUUUUAUGGUGAGCAUGUUUCCAAAAACAUUGCAAUAUGGUGGCACACUUUUAGAAUAUACUGGGUCUGAUUCAAUAAUUGAAAGAAUUAAUACAACAAAGCAACUGAAGAAGGAUCUUAUUGUAAUGGUUUUGACAGUUGGUAAACUUCAUUCCCCUGAUGUGAGAUUCCAAUAUACAGUUUCUUUAUCAGAUGCUCAAAGAUAUGAAUGGGAUUUGGAAAAACAAUGGUCACAGUGCAGUAGAGCUUGCCAAGGUGAACAAUAUCGCCAACCAGUAUGUGUUGAAAUAAACAAUCGUAGAAUAGUGAACGAUGCUCAUUGCCUAGAAAAUCGUAAACCUCCUCAACUUGCACAAGUUUGUAAUUUACAAUGUUCUCUAAGAUGGCAAGUGGUACAAAAGAGCGAAUGUUCUACUAAUUGUGGAAAGGGAACAAGGAAAAGAGUAUUUAAAUGUAUACAACAGUCUGACGAUGGCAUUCAAAUGCUUGAAGAUAACUUAUGUGAUCAUUUAGGACCAAAACCUGAAGACGAUGAAGAAUGUGAGGGACCAUGUUCAAAUACUCAUUGGGAAUUUGGAAAAUGGUCUAGAUGUUCUCAGACAUGUGGUCAAGGAAUGGAAACACGUUCUGCCAAAUGUGUAGAUGCACAGAAUGAGACACAGUCUGAAUCGUUAUGUGAUAGUAAAGCCAAACUCAUUUCUAGGCCAUGUAAUUCUGGUCCUUGUCCAUAUUGGGAAGUAGGAGAAUGGACACAGUGUUCUGUGACGUGUGGCACAGGGGAACGACAUAGACCAUAUUGGUGCCGUUAUAUAAAUCAAGUAGUUAGUGGUUCAUUUUGUGAUUCAACCUCUGUGCCAUCUCACAAGGAACAAUGUCAAAUGGCAUCUUGUGCACAAUGGAAAUUUGGUAACUGGGGACCAUGUACUGCAAGUUGUGGUCAAGGAUAUUCUAAACGUGAAGUAUAUUGUGAAUUGGAUAGUCAAGUUGUUGAUGACGACCAAUGUGAUACAAAACUUAAGCCGAGUUCCAAUAAAGAAUGCCGCCUUCCAUCUUGUGUAACAACCACGACUACUAGCACCACUGUGGAACCAAUUACUGAUACCACAAGUAAUAAUUAUUUGCCUCCUCUUCCUCUGCCAUUAGUUCAAGAAGAAACAACUGAGAGGCACUUUACCACUACUGAAGCUCCAGAAAAUGCUGAAUGGAAACCUGGAGAUUGGUCUGAAUGCUCUGUAACUUGUGGAAGAGGAAUCAAAAAACGCCAAAUUGUUUGUUAUAAUCCAAUCAGAAAACAGGUACUCCAUGACUCUAGGUGUGAUAUUUCAUUGCAGCCACCUGUAUUAGAAAUAUGUGAAGUCCAACCAUGCGGGCAAUGGAUAAUUGGAGAAUGGAGUCAAUGUCCCGUGACAUGUGGUGAAGGGGUAUCUGUUAGAACAGUAAUGUGUAUGAAAGAUAAUGAGAAAAAAGAAGAUCAAGAUUGUGAUCAAACAAAUCGCCCAGCAAGUGAAAGGCUAUGUAGUAUUUCACCAUGUGAUAUUCUUCCUGUUCAAGCUCCUGAAAUUCCACAUAUUUCCCAUAAUAGUGUAGAAGGUGUUUCUUACUGGAGAACUGGACAUUGGGGAGAAUGUUCAAAAUCAUGUGGAAAAGGACAAAAACGAAGACAAGUUGCUUGUUAUGAUGAGGCAGGUCAUAUUAGUAAUCAAUGUUCACUGCAUCAUAAACCCCCAACUGUUUCAUCAUGUAAUAAUGAUCCUUGUCCAAGUUGGAUUACUAGUGAAUGGAGUAUGUGCAGUCAUAGUUGUGGGGGUGGAAUCCAAAUACGAUCAGUUCACUGCCAAACUGCAGAUAAAAAUGAUUUAUCUGAAGACCGUUGCGAUUUUGAUAAGAAACCUUCCACUAGACAAGAAUGUAACCAACACCAUUGCACACAUUCUCUUCAUUAUCGUUGGGAAGUAGAACAGUGGACUCAAUGUAAUGUAUCCUGUGGUACAGGACACAAAUACAGACAUGUGUAUUGCCAGGAUAGUAGACAUUCUAUCGUCUCUGAUAAAAGAUGCACUACUAAAAAACCUCGAACUGUUAGAAAAUGUAAAGGAACAGAGUGUCCUUUUUAUGUCUGGAAAACAGAAGAUUGGUCUGAGUGUUCUGAAUCUUGUGGAAAGGGCUUACAGAAACGUAAAGUUACAUGUCACCAACUGAAUCACUAUGGAUGGAUGAAUCCCAAUAGUGUCACUCAACCUUCUAAACAUGGAGAUCCAUGGUGUGAUUUAAAAAGCCGUCCAACAGAUGUUAAAGCAUGCAAUCUAGGAAGAUGUGAUAGUAAUACAUAUUGGAGGGUUGGAUUAUGGAAUGAAUGUUCACAUGAAUGUGGAAAAGGAAAACAAAAAAGAAAAGUGCAGUGUAUAAAUUCACAUGGAAAACGAAUUCCCCAAAGGAGAUGUGAAAUGUCAUUAAAACCAAAGCGAAGAAGAAAUUGCAAUAAACAACCAUGUACACCCACUAGUUGUAGUGAUUUGCAAAGAAGAAAUAUUAGGGAAGAUGGAGAAUAUCAAAUACAAGUGAGAGGUCGUUCUGUGAGAGUUUAUUGUUCUGGAAUGAAUACAAGUAGUCCACGAGAAUAUAUCACCCUUAUUAGUGGAGAAGGUGAUAAUUACUCAGAAAUUUAUGAUAAAAGGUUAGUGAAACCAGAAACAUGUCCUCACAAUGGUAUGCGUCAGGAUAAUUGUGAAUGCAUAAAUGAUGACCGAGCUGGAGCAGGACUUUCUACAUUUUUUCGAAUUGGAAUAAAUAUCACUUCAUUGCAAAUUAUGACUCACGAUUUUACCUUCAGCCAAACGCAUCAUGGACAUCAGGUACCCUAUGGAGAAUCUGGUGAUUGUUACAGUAUGAGACAUUGUCCUCAGGGCAGAUUUUCUAUUAAUUUAAUGGGAACAGGAUUUAUAGUUUCUCCAAAGACAAGAUGGGUAAAGCAAGGUAAUCGACCAGCUUCCAAGAUUCAAAAAUUAGAGAAUGGACAAGUGGUUCAGGGAAAGUGUGGAGGAUAUUGUGGGAAAUGUGGACCAGAUUCCAAUAUAGGAUUAUUAUUGGAUGUUGCUCCUCCUUGUGAACAAUAUCGCCAACCAGUAUGUGUUGAAAUAAACAAUCGUAGAAUAGUGAACGAUGCUCAUUGCCUAGAAAAUCGUAAACCUCCUCAACUUGCACAAGUUUGUAAUUUACAAUGUUCUCUAAGAUGGCAAGUGGUACAAAAGAGCGAAUGUUCUACUAAUUGUGGAAAGGGAACAAGGAAAAGAGUAUUUAAAUGUAUACAACAGUCUGACGAUGGCAUUCAAAUGCUUGAAGAUAACUUAUGUGAUCAUUUAGGACCAAAACCUGAAGACGAUGAAGAAUGUGAGGGACCAUGUUCAAAUACUCAUUGGGAAUUUGGAAAAUGGUCUAGAUGUUCUCAGACAUGUGGUCAAGGAAUGGAAACACGUUCUGCCAAAUGUGUAGAUGCACAGAAUGAGACACAGUCUGAAUCGUUAUGUGAUAGUAAAGCCAAACUCAUUUCUAGGCCAUGUAAUUCUGGUCCUUGUCCAUAUUGGGAAGUAGGAGAAUGGACACAGUGUUCUGUGACGUGUGGCACAGGGGAACGACAUAGACCAUAUUGGUGCCGUUAUAUAAAUCAAGUAGUUAGUGGUUCAUUUUGUGAUUCAACCUCUGUGCCAUCUCACAAGGAACAAUGUCAAAUGGCAUCUUGUGCACAAUGGAAAUUUGGUAACUGGGGACCAUGUACUGCAAGUUGUGGUCAAGGAUAUUCUAAACGUGAAGUAUAUUGUGAAUUGGAUAGUCAAGUUGUUGAUGACGACCAAUGUGAUACAAAACUUAAGCCGAGUUCCAAUAAAGAAUGCCGCCUUCCAUCUUGUGUAACAACCACGACUACUAGCACCACUGUGGAACCAAUUACUGAUACCACAAGUAAUAAUUAUUUGCCUCCUCUUCCUCUGCCAUUAGUUCAAGAAGAAACAACUGAGAGGCACUUUACCACUACUGAAGCUCCAGAAAAUGCUGAAUGGAAACCUGGAGAUUGGUCUGAAUGCUCUGUAACUUGUGGAAGAGGAAUCAAAAAACGCCAAAUUGUUUGUUAUAAUCCAAUCAGAAAACAGGUACUCCAUGACUCUAGGUGUGAUAUUUCAUUGCAGCCACCUGUAUUAGAAAUAUGUGAAGUCCAACCAUGCGGGCAAUGGAUAAUUGGAGAAUGGAGUCAAUGUCCCGUGACAUGUGGUGAAGGGGUAUCUGUUAGAACAGUAAUGUGUAUGAAAGAUAAUGAGAAAAAAGAAGAUCAAGAUUGUGAUCAAACAAAUCGCCCAGCAAGUGAAAGGCUAUGUAGUAUUUCACCAUGUGAUAUUCUUCCUGUUCAAGCUCCUGAAAUUCCACAUAUUUCCCAUAAUAGUGUAGAAGGUGUUUCUUACUGGAGAACUGGACAUUGGGGAGAAUGUUCAAAAUCAUGUGGAAAAGGACAAAAACGAAGACAAGUUGCUUGUUAUGAUGAGGCAGGUCAUAUUAGUAAUCAAUGUUCACUGCAUCAUAAACCCCCAACUGUUUCAUCAUGUAAUAAUGAUCCUUGUCCAAGUUGGAUUACUAGUGAAUGGAGUAUGUGCAGUCAUAGUUGUGGGGGUGGAAUCCAAAUACGAUCAGUUCACUGCCAAACUGCAGAUAAAAAUGAUUUAUCUGAAGACCGUUGCGAUUUUGAUAAGAAACCUUCCACUAGACAAGAAUGUAACCAACACCAUUGCACACAUUCUCUUCAUUAUCGUUGGGAAGUAGAACAGUGGACUCAAUGUAAUGUAUCCUGUGGUACAGGACACAAAUACAGACAUGUGUAUUGCCAGGAUAGUAGACAUUCUAUCGUCUCUGAUAAAAGAUGCACUACUAAAAAACCUCGAACUGUUAGAAAAUGUAAAGGAACAGAGUGUCCUUUUUAUGUCUGGAAAACAGAAGAUUGGUCUGAGUGUUCUGAAUCUUGUGGAAAGGGCUUACAGAAACGUAAAGUUACAUGUCACCAACUGAAUCACUAUGGAUGGAUGAAUCCCAAUAGUGUCACUCAACCUUCUAAACAUGGAGAUCCAUGGUGUGAUUUAAAAAGCCGUCCAACAGAUGUUAAAGCAUGCAAUCUAGGAAGAUGUGAUAGUAAUACAUAUUGGAGGGUUGGAUUAUGGAAUGAAUGUUCACAUGAAUGUGGAAAAGGAAAACAAAAAAGAAAAGUGCAGUGUAUAAAUUCACAUGGAAAACGAAUUCCCCAAAGGAGAUGUGAAAUGUCAUUAAAACCAAAGCGAAGAAGAAAUUGCAAUAAACAACCAUGUACACCCACUAGUUGUAGUGAUUUGCAAAGAAGAAAUAUUAGGGAAGAUGGAGAAUAUCAAAUACAAGUGAGAGGUCGUUCUGUGAGAGUUUAUUGUUCUGGAAUGAAUACAAGUAGUCCACGAGAAUAUAUCACCCUUAUUAGUGGAGAAGGUGAUAAUUACUCAGAAAUUUAUGAUAAAAGGUUAGUGAAACCAGAAACAUGUCCUCACAAUGGUAUGCGUCAGGAUAAUUGUGAAUGCAUAAAUGAUGACCGAGCUGGAGCAGGACUUUCUACAUUUUUUCGAAUUGGAAUAAAUAUCACUUCAUUGCAAAUUAUGACUCACGAUUUUACCUUCAGCCAAACGCAUCAUGGACAUCAGGUACCCUAUGGAGAAUCUGGUGAUUGUUACAGUAUGAGACAUUGUCCUCAGGGCAGAUUUUCUAUUAAUUUAAUGGGAACAGGAUUUAUAGUUUCUCCAAAGACAAGAUGGGUAAAGCAAGGUAAUCGACCAGCUUCCAAGAUUCAAAAAUUAGAGAAUGGACAAGUGGUUCAGGGAAAGUGUGGAGGAUAUUGUGGGAAAUGUGGACCAGAUUCCAAUAUAGGAUUAUUAUUGGAUGUUGCUCCUCCUUGACUCUGAUUCAUUUUAGGAUCCAACAGUAUAUAUAUACAUAUAUAUAUAUAUAUAGUUCAUUGAACUGAAAAUCAGCAUUUUGUUGUUCCAUCUAUGAUCAGUCCAUUUUUUUCAAUGUGUUUGUAUCUAUAUAUAUUUAAAACACACAGCAUUGUGUUCAUCCAUACUGUCAGCUGACUGACACAUUCUCGAAGCACAACUAGAUCUGAAAGAAAUAUGCUGUUGUAAACAGCAUCUUAAAUGAAAGACAGUCAACAAGAUGCACCAAGACAACAAAAGAUACUGGUUUCUAAUAUCUAUCUUAAUAUUGGCAUCCUAGAACACUUUAAAAUUAUCAUAGAAAUAUUGUAGGCUGUAAAUAAUAUCUGGUUCUAUAAUCAAUAGUCACGAAUCUCAUACCAAAGACAAUAAUACUUCCUCUGAAGCUUUUCAGUGCCGACUUAUUAACAGACUGGAUCUAUACUAUGUUAACUCUAAUUUAAUAGAUUGGUGCUAAAAAAAAACCAAACAAUUAUUUGCCUGAUAUUGUUAUAGAUUAUUAAUAUUUGUUAUGAAUGCAAAAAUUGAAAUGACCAGUAUUACACCAAGAGUCUGUUAAAUAACUACCUCUGGAUGCCUGAUUUGUUUAUAAAUAUUAAUUGCCAUGAAUCAGAAGAUCUGCCUUAUAUUUAUUUGUAUGCUGUAAAAUUACUUUUUGCAUCUCUCAAUUAUAUUCAUUCUUUUGUACACUGCCAUUUUUGUUUAGAUUGUUCAUCUAUAAAAAUCAAAGUCCUCGAGAGGCAGCUAUCAAUCAGAAUACAGUGACGUCCACUCGACGAGCUCAAAAACACACUGCAGAGCAAUAUCAGCUGAAUGGAUGUCUUAAAAGAUAUAUUUUUAUUGUUUACCAUUGUUGUCUCGUGCUUCAAUGUGUGCUUUGUCAUUUUGGAACAUUGCUGAUCACUGCCACUAUUCGACAAGGGGAACUAACAGAUGUCACAUAAAUCAUGGGGAAGUUAAAAAUUGGAUUAACAAAUUAAGCAGAUUUGGUAUUUAAAGAAAUAGUACUUUUUUAUGCUUUUAAAUAAGAUGACUAACUAUCUGUAAAAGCAAUGUAAAAACUAUAUAGUUUUUCAUUUGUAAAUAUUAUGUACAAAGCCUUGUGACUUAAACUACUAUGUAUUUAUAAUCUAUGGACCAACUAAACUUUCUUACCCCUACUGUAGGGGCUUGUU